This is a messenger RNA of Mycotypha africana, 405 nucleotides long. RefSeq lists its product as uncharacterized. The record is from RefSeq and is a predicted model, not a curated record. The annotation marks the transcript as partial. The transcript has a single exon. Gene Ontology annotation, biological process: regulation of cyclin-dependent protein serine/threonine kinase activity. Gene Ontology annotation, molecular function: cyclin-dependent protein serine/threonine kinase regulator activity; protein kinase binding. NCBI's taxonomy places the organism in Eukaryota, Fungi, Mucoromycota, Mucoromycetes, Mucorales, Mycotyphaceae. Gene Ontology annotation, cellular component: nucleus; cyclin-dependent protein kinase holoenzyme complex.
CGGCUACCACCGAUUGGCCAGUUUAUUCGCGAACUCUAUAGCGAUCCAAACGUCGGCAUGACAAAGAAAAAGACCCAUUCUCUCACCUGUGCGGUCAAGUUAUUUGCUCUCAUCUACUUGUAUCGGUUAAAGUCGAAAUUACCCAAGCACGCGAGAGGAGGUGCUGAUACGCCUUAUCGUUUGAUCUUGGCUGCUCUCUUGACCAGCUCUAAAUAUCUAUCCGAGACAGGUACGGGGUUAACCAGCUUGCAAUUAUCUCAGUUAAGCCAGAGCGUCUUCACAGCCAACGAGAUCAAUCAAAUGGAAAGGAGUUUUCUGGGCUUGUUAAAAUACGAUUUGUGGGUGUCUGCUGGAGAUAUUCAGUCUUUUAUGCGUCUCUACGGAUAUACGCUACACAUGGAUGUC